Molecule: messenger RNA, 3728 nt
Organism: Schistosoma rodhaini
Lineage: Eukaryota; Metazoa; Platyhelminthes; Trematoda; Strigeidida; Schistosomatidae
Source: the annotation of a GenBank genome assembly
GCUGUUCAAAUAACGUGGCUUCUUUUCGUGGUCCUAUGUCUCUGUAGGGGCCUAAUAAUGAGUAGAGGAUUUUAGUAUCUGUUUGUAGUUUAUGUGAAUAUACGCCGACUUUUGUGGUAAGUGAUCCGCCUUGUUCGUAUGAUUUUGUGGUGUGGCGUCGUACAUUACGGAAACAUUUUGCAAAUCUCGAAAUCGUAAACGUAUUAUUUUGGCUUUUCUCCAAUAUGUCCGAAAUCUGAAGAUUAUUUUUUUUGAAUAAUGUAAUACAUGACAUUGGAUGGAUCACUUUUCAUCUAGCUUGGUAUUCGUUUUAUGGGAAGUGUUGAUUGAAAUAUUUUGGUUAAGUGGCGCAUUACUCACACUGUCAAUUGGGAAGGAGUAGGCGCACAAUGCAUGAGUUCGGAACUCUUUGUGAGGAAUGGAUAUUAUUGGUUACUGUUUGAUAGAUAGAUAUAUUGUGACCAUGUCUGCUUGUAUAUUGAAUACAGAUAUCGAAUUAUAAAAUACUGGCAGCAUAGGACAUUUAAGUGUACUUCAAUGCGCUGUUGCACAAAUUCUUUUAAAUGAACAACUAAAUUACGAACAAUGCACAUCAAAGUCAGAUGGUUCCCUACACCCUUUUUCUUGUCAACAACACGUUUCAUGUACCGUCAGAUUCUCAUCUUUCUCUCAGUCCUCCUAGUAGUACUACUGUUAAUGUUACUACUCGGUAAAUUUCGGAGAUAUUCGGAAUUCUCAGAACAUGAUCAUUCUAACGUUUAUUGGCUUUGGAAAGACGUAAUUUUAUCCUCAACUGAUUCUUUAUGGUUAGAACCAGUUCAUUUACAGCACCCUAAAAAUAUACGGUUUGUCAUAAACAAAUCAUCAGAAACUUCAGGUCCGUUAUCCUAUUUAUUACCAUUCAGUUCCAUUUCAAAUCUACGACGAUAUAUUUCACAUAUUAAUAUGGUGCAAUACGUAAAAAACGAGGACCUAUAUGGUCAACUACCAACAAGAGAUAAUUUUAAUUCUACAAGAUCCUCUCCUAACCAUGUUAUAAUAAUACAAGUUCAUAAUAGAUCCAUAGAGUUAAGUCUGUUGAUUGAAUCGUUACGACGUACAAAAGGAAUUGAAACAGCCCUUGUUAUCUUUUCACAUGAUUUCUAUUCUGAUGAGUUGAAUAGUCUUAUUGGAUCUAUUCGCUUCACGCGUACUGUUCAAAUCUUUUAUCCCCAUUCAAUGCAAAUCUUUCCAGACACCUUUCCUGGUACUGAUCCAAGAGAUUGUGAUAGUAGAAUAAAACCCGCUGAAGCUAGAAAUAUAGAAUGUUUAAAUGCUCGUUGGCCAGACACAUUUCAGCAUUAUCGUGAAUCACGUUUUACCCAAAUUAAGAAUCAUUGGUUGUGGAAAAUUGAAUUCGUAAUGAAUCAUUUUUAUCCAACAAAAUAUUAUGAGGGUUACUUCAUCUUAUUAGAAGAGGAUCAUUUUGUUGUGGAAGAUAUUUUACAUGUAUCGGAGUUGAUCAGUAAAAAUGUUUGGAGUCCUUUAAAAACGGAUGGAAUUAUUGCACUUGGGUCAUACGAUAAAGAUAGCAACUACUUAUCCAAUGUGGUUGCGCUAACUUACUGGCUUGCACCGAAACACAAUAUGGGUAUGGCUGUAUCUCGUGUUGUCUGGAAAAAUAUUGAACAAUGCUUGAACUUAUUCUGUUUUUAUGAUGAUUAUAAUUGGGACUGGAGUCUACAGUAUAUUGGUCAAAAUUGUUUCCCAGGCAAACUGAAGGCCUUGACUCUACCUCUUUCUACUCGUGUCUUUCAUUCGGGUGAAUGCCGAGGUCUUCACCAUCAGAAAACCAGUUGCUCAACAGAGUUAUUAGCAACAAAUAUUUUACAAAUGUUUAGUGGACCAUUAUUGACUAGAUUAUAUCCAACAUCUUUACAUUUAUCAAAAAAAAUACAUACUGAAAAUAUUAGACAACGAGUUAAUGGUGGUUGGUCUGAUGAACGUGAUCGAAGCCUUUGCCAAAGUUUAUUUUCUAAUAAAUGGAAUAAAGUAUUAACUCAUUGGGCUCCAAAAUUAAUAGAAUAUUCACCUAUUUACUAGGAAGAUUUAUUGUACUUCUCAAUUUUGUUUGUCAUUUUGAUCUUUCACUAUUUUUGUUACUUUUCCAUUGUUGUUUUUUUUUUGGAAAAUAAAAACAACUCUAGAGUCCCAUCUUAUUUUUCUCAUAUAAAUAACUGCUGAUAUUUCUUUUUCAAAUAUAUAUCCUAUUUCAUUUAAAUGUUCAGCCGACCUCUGCCAGGGAUUUUCUAUUUGACGAGAUAGGAAAGUUAUAAUUUUUUUUAUUAUCUCUUAAACUAUUCUGAAGUUUGCUGUUAUUCAUGUUUGGCUCGGCUAAAAAUGUUUAAAUAAAAAAGGGACCGAGUUAGUAAUACUUAUAUAUUUAUAUGCCAUUUGUUUGAUUGUUUCUUAUUGUUUUAUAUAUUAUUGUUUCACAACAUGUAUUUGAAUAUCCUAGUUACAAUAUUUUCGUAAUUUAUUUUUCCAAUAACUUUGGUUAUCUUUCUAAUUGGUACUUAGCUCUCGAAUAAAUUAUGCUAUAAUGGAGUUCUUCGUUUUAUUCUGUCUUCUGAAAGACAGUAGGAGAAUAAACUUGAACGGUAUCAAUUGCUUGAUUAUGCUGAUUUUGUUUCGUUCAGUAUGAACUCUUUUUUUCGCCCCUAAAUUCAGCAUUCAGUUAUAAGUAAUAUCGUAGAACCUAGCAUAUACUUGCAUUCGUAUAGAUCUCCACACAACAUCAAUCAGCAUAGUGAGAAAAAUUAUCACGAUGAAUACCAAAGUGGUAGAAAUAGUACUAGUAGUAGUAAAAGCAAUCGGGGGUCAGACGAUAUAAUUCGAGAAUAAUUGAUUUGCUGAGUGAAAUAUAUUAAGUAAUUUUGGAACUCAGGAUGCACGUCGUUGUUUAUGAAAAUGUAUUCCUAAGAAUAUACUGUUAGUCUUGUCAGAGAUAUGAAUUUUCAAAUCAAAUAAGCCCGAAUCUCUCUCAUCAUACACGAAAAGUUUAAACCAAAGUAUGGUUAUUCAGUUGACUUUAUCUAUCUAAUGCGCUGAAUUCACACAACCUUACCUUUGGGUAUCUGGGCACUAUACCAUCUGCCUGUAAUCUCACGGGUAUGAAGUCGAAUUUUAAAACAAAAAGUGUACUUCUAGUCUGUAUUCUAGUUAGGCAUUACUUUAUCUAAAUAAUUGGCAUUGUAAUAAAAAAAGAAUCGAGGUACCAGCUGUUGUGUUUUUUAAUCUCUUCCGAUGUUCUAAAUGCAGUUCCAAUGACAACGUUAAGUGCGAAUUUCAUAUUUAGACGGCCAAACUAGUAGACAUUCACGUGUUUUUAAAGCAGCAUCUUAUCGUAAAGAUGAUAAUAACUAUUUGUUACAAUCUUACUUUGACGAUUUAUUCCUAGUGCGCACUUACAAAAAGACAUCCAUGACCACUAACUCACUGGUGUAUACAGACUUAAGAACUGUCUUUCUGAAACAUGCUCUUAUUCUAACAUGUAUGAUCAUUCACUAAUGAUUAUACAAAUUUACAAGUAAAAAACAUAUAUGAGCUCAAUUCGAAGAUAAUGUCAACGGAAGUAAUUGCAUAAUUACUAGGAUGUAUAACUUUUCAUUCUAAAAGUAACACGAUAUCCCUUAUAGACCGUUGUGGAAAUCAGUCACUAACAACUUCCAGUAAGAAGCUAAAAGGAG